GAGCUGCCGGGGAGCACUGUCGGGGCUGCCUGGCGCCCCUGCAAGCGGCGCCCCGUCCCCUGCCACCGGGCAGGGCUCGCUGGUGCCCACGGACAGGGAUCAGCACGCCUCUCAAGCGGCUGAGAGAGACGCUGAGUCAGGACGAGGAAAGGCCGGCUAGUCAGCAGUCUUGUAGAAUCACCUAGGAAGAGAAAUUCUAAAGCAGUUAAGAAGAAAGCAUUUCAAUUUGGGACACUUAUUUGCAGCUGGAAAUGGGGAAUGGACUAUCAGACCAGACUUCUAUCCUGUCCAGCCUGCCUUCAUUUCAGUCCUUCCACAUUGUUAUUCUGGGUUUGGACUGUGCUGGAAAGACAACUGUCUUAUACAGGCUGCAGUUCAAUGAAUUUGUGAAUACCGUACCUACCAAAGGAUUUAACACUGAGAAAAUUAAGGUAACCUUGGGAAAUUCAAAAACAGUCACUUUUCACUUCUGGGAUGUAGGUGGUCAGGAGAAGUUAAGGCCACUGUGGAAGUCAUAUACCAGAUGCACAGAUGGCAUUGUGUUUGUUGUGGACUCUGUGGAUGUCGAAAGGAUGGAAGAAGCCAAAACUGAACUUCAUAAAAUAACUAGGAUAUCAGAAAAUCAAGGAGUUCCUGUACUUAUAGUUGCUAACAAACAAGACCUCAGGAACUCAUUGUCUCUCUCAGAAAUUGAGAAAUUGUUAGCAAUGGGUGAACUGAGCUCAUCAACCCCGUGGCAUUUGCAGCCUUCCUGUGCAAUCAUAGGAGAUGGACUAAAAGAAGGACUUGAGAAACUACAUGAUAUGAUAAUUAAAAGAAGAAAAAUGUUGCGGCAACAGAAAAAGAAAAGAUGAAUAUUGAUACCUUUUAUAUCUGUGUGGAGUAGGGUUUCACUGGUCUGAUUUUGACAAACGGAAGAGUUUCUGCAGCCUGGUUUGCCUCUCUGUCCUUCUGGAUGCUAUUAAAGCUUUGUUUUGUUGAAUAAUCAGAUACCCAACUCUGUUGCCUUGUAGAAGAUGAGUAAAUGCAAUGCUUCUAAAGUGGUCUCUUCUCCCCACCCCACAAAUCUUUUGGUACUACUGUUUUGGAAACCAAGCAAGGAUAGUAAAUUGACCAGAAAACACUUGUGGCAAUUUGACCUGCAGUUAGUGAAAUAAAACUUUGAA
Cynocephalus volans (Philippine flying lemur) is the source of this 1166-nucleotide messenger RNA. RefSeq names its product ADP ribosylation factor like GTPase 4A (gene ARL4A). The record is from RefSeq and is a predicted model, not a curated record. Gene Ontology annotation, cellular component: cytoplasm; plasma membrane. Gene Ontology annotation, biological process: vesicle-mediated transport; intracellular protein transport. The coding region runs from base 252 to 854 and encodes 200 amino acids. Gene Ontology annotation, molecular function: GTPase activity; GTP binding. The transcript has 2 exons. Lineage: Eukaryota; Metazoa; Chordata; Mammalia; Dermoptera; Cynocephalidae.